UGAAAUGCUAGAAGAUUGUUGUUCUUGUGUUACUCAUUCAUGCAAAUUGGAGAAGGUAUAAUUGAAACAAGGUUGGCAGUGUUUGAGGCAGUGUACUGCAGCUGAGCUCAGCUUAAAGGUCGCUGGAAAUCAAGUGCUUUGUAAGUGAAGGCAUUUUGACUACAGACGAUUCAAGACAUUUUGGAAACGUCAGUCUCGGGAAUGGGCCGUCUUUUUCUUUCUGUGAUAUCUGGUCUCUAAGGUUUUACUUAGGAUAAAGACUACGACUUCUGAGCUCUUUUAGGCACCACAAGUGAUUUUUUCUUUCGAUGCAGUGCAGCUGCUUCUAGCCUGUCUACCGACAGAGAUCUUUGUUAUGACUUUCAGCCCUUAACAUGUUUGGAAAUGAGAACAAAUGGCACAAAGCUUACGAUUGCACUUUGCAGCCAGAAGAAGCAAUACUUAUCCUGUGUCAGAAAUCUCUGGAGAUGAUUCGGAUAGCAGUGUUCACAUGUGCUUCACAAGACCAACACGGAUUUCAACGUCUAACGUGGUUCAAAUGAAGCUGACUCCCAGACAGACUACACUACCUCCAUUAAUAAAGGAAAACGUUAAAUCUCAGGAAGGAUCAUCUGUACCUUCACCUGAAAAUGUAAAUAAAAAGAGCAGCUGUCUUCAGAUUUCACUACAGCCAACAAGGUACAGUGGAUGUCUUCAGUCUGCCAAUGUCUUAGCUGAUGGUGAUGAUGCUUCAUUUACUUGUGUCUUGAAGGAUGGCAGUGCUGUGGUUGUUAAUGAACUGAAUGCUGUGGAUGAUGGUAACCUCUUGAGCAGUCCUGCCAUUUGUAGUGGUAGCCUUAGUCACUUCUCAGCCAGUGAGAAUGGGUCUUAUAGCAGCAACGGUAGUGAUUAUGGGUCAUGCACAAGUAUCACCAGUGGAGGUUCAUACACCAACAGUAUCAUCAGUGAUAGCAGUGGUUAUACUUUUCCACCAACUGAUGAUACCUUUUUUGGUGGAAAUUCAUCUUCUGACAGCAUCUCCAAUAGAAGUUUGCCAAACAGGAAUACUACUCCAUGUGAAAUUUUUUCGAGAAGUAGAAGUACAGUUCCCUUUGUCCAGCAUGACCUGGAUCGUGGACUAGAGAUUAUGAAAUUGCCAGUGAGCAGGAACUUGAAAAUUCCACUAAAACGUUGUUCAUCCUUAGUCAUUUUUCCUAGGAGUCCUUCAAAUACCCCACCAACUUCUCUAACAAGUACAGGUGCUCCUCCAAGCAAAGGAUCCUAUCAGACCUCACACCAGUUUAUUAUUUCUCCUAGUGAAAUUGCCCACAAUGAAGAUGGCAGUAGUGCUAAGGGAUUUCUUUCAACAGCUGUCAAUGGACUUCGGUUAUCUAAAACAAUUACUCCCAGAGAAGUAAGAGACAUACAACCUCUUCACAGCUCAUUACAAAAGAAAAUUGUUAUUGCAAAUAAUAGUCCAAAUCAGACUGUCUGUGAAAAGUCAUCUGAAGGAUAUUCUUGUGUUUCAGUGCAUUUCACCCAACAAAAAGCAACUGCAUUAGAUUGCGAAACAGCAAAUGGUGAUUGUAGACCAGAGAUGUCAGAAAUUAAGCUUAAUUCUGAUUCAGAGUAUAUUAAGCUUAUGCACAGGACAUCUGCAUGUUUCCCAUCUUCCCAAAAUGUAGAUUAUCAAAUAAAUAUCAAUGGACAGUUGGAAAGACCACAUUUACAGAUAAACAAAAACCAUGCUCUUUUACAAAGAAGUAUUUCAUUGGGAGGAACUUAUCCAAAUGUUUCCUGUUUAUCCAGCCUUAAGCACAAUUGUUCUAAGGGGGGACCAUCUCAAUUACUCAUAAAGUUUGCAUCUAGAAAUGAAGGUAAAGUUGAUAAUUUAACAACAGACAGCAACAGAGAUUGCACAAAUGAACUAUCUAAUUCUUUACAGCAUUCUUGUAAGACAAGAGAUGAUUUCCUAGGUCAAGUGGAUGUUCCUCUUUAUCCAUUACCGACAGAAAAUCCAAGAAUGGAGAGACCAUAUACAUUUAAGGAUUUUGUUCUUCACCCAAGAAGUCACAAAUCAAGAGUUAAAGGUUAUCUGAGAUUAAAAAUGACUUACUUACCUAAAACCAGUGGCUCAGAAGAAGAUAACACAGAACAGGCUGAGGAAUUAGAGCCUGGCUGGGUGGUUUUGGACCAACCAGAUGCUGCUUGCCAUUUGCAGCAGCAACAAGAACCUUCCCCUCUACCUCCAGGAUGGGAAGAGAGGCAGGAUAUUCUUGGAAGGACCUACUAUGUAAACCAUGAAUCUAGAAGAACACAGUGGAAAAGACCAACCCUUCAGGACAACCUAACAGAUGCUGAGAAUGGUAACAUUCAACUGCAAGCCCAGCGUGCAUUCACCACCAGGCGGCAGAUAUCUGAGGAAACAGAAAGUGUUGACAGCCGAGAGUCUUCCGAGAACUGGGAAGUUAUAAGAGAAGAUGAAGCCACCAUGUACAGCCAUCAGGCCUUCCCCUCAUCUCCACCAUCAAAUAACUUGGAUGUCCAGACUCAUCUUGCAGAAGAAUUGAAUGCCAGACUCACUGUUUAUGGAAAUUCAGCCACUGGCCAGCCAGUAUCCAGCUCAAAUCAUUCCAGCAGAAGAGGCAGCUUACAAGCCUAUACUUUUGAGGAACAGCCUACACUUCCUGUGCUCUUGCCUACUUCAUCUGGAUUGCCACCAGGUUGGGAAGAAAAACAAGAUGAAAGAGGAAGAUCAUAUUACGUGGAUCAUAAUUGCAGAACUACUACCUGGAUAAAGCCCACUCUACAGGCCACAGUGGAGACCAGUCAGCUGCCGUCAAGCCAGGGUUCUUCUGCAGGCCCUCACCCACAGGCCCCCACGAGUGACGUAGCACAGCAGGUGACCCAGCCAUCUGAAGUGGAGCAAGGAUUCCUUCCCAAAGGCUGGGAAGUCCGGCAUGCACCAAACGGGAGGCCUUUCUUCAUUGACCACAACACCAAAACCACCACCUGGGAAGAUCCAAGACUGAAAAUUCCAGCUCAUGUGAGAGGAAAGACAUCACUUGAUUCUUCCAAUGACCUGGGGCCUUUACCUCCAGGAUGGGAAGAAAGAACUCACACCGAUGGAAGAAUCUUCUACAUAAAUCACAAUAUAAAAAGAACGCAAUGGGAAGAUCCUCGGUUGCAGAAUGUAGCAAUUACUGGACCAGCAGUGCCCUACUCCAGGGAUUACAAAAGAAAGUAUGAGUUCUUCCGAAGAAAGUUGAAGAAGCAGAAUGACAUUCCAAACAAAUUUGAAAUGAAACUUCGCCGUGCAACUGUCCUUGAGGACUCUUACAGGAGAAUUAUGGGGGUCAAGAGAGCAGACUUCCUCAAGGCUAGACUGUGGAUUGAGUUUGAUGGCGAAAAGGGACUAGAUUAUGGAGGAGUCGCCAGAGAAUGGUUCUUUCUGAUUUCGAAGGAAAUGUUUAACCCUUAUUAUGGGUUGUUUGAAUAUUCUGCUACGGAUAAUUAUACCCUACAGAUAAAUCCCAACUCUGGAUUGUGUAAUGAAGAUCACCUCUCUUACUUCAAGUUUAUUGGCCGGGUAGCUGGGAUGGCAGUUUAUCAUGGCAAACUGUUGGAUGGCUUUUUCAUCCGCCCAUUUUACAAGAUGAUGCUGCAGAAGCCAAUAACACUUCAUGAUAUGGAAUCAGUGGAUAGUGAGUAUUACAAUUCACUAAGAUGGAUUCUUGAAAACGACCCAACAGAACUGGACCUCAGGUUUGUCAUAGAUGAAGAACUUUUUGGACAGACCCAUCAACAUGAGUUGAAAAACGGCGGAUCAGAAAUAGUCGUCACCAAUAAGAACAAAAAGGAAUAUAUUUAUCUUGUAAUACAAUGGCGAUUUGUAAACCGAAUCCAGAAGCAAAUGGCUGCUUUUAAAGAGGGAUUUUUUGAACUGAUACCACAGGAUCUCAUCAAAAUUUUUGACGAAAAUGAACUAGAGCUUCUGAUGUGUGGCUUGGGAGAUGUCGAUGUGAAUGACUGGAGAGAACACACAAAGUACAAAAAUGGCUACAGUGUAAAUCAUCAAGUCAUCCAGUGGUUUUGGAAGGCUGUUUUAAUGAUGGACUCAGAAAAAAGAAUACGAUUACUUCAGUUUGUCACUGGCACAUCCCGUGUGCCUAUGAAUGGAUUUGCUGAACUGUAUGGCUCAAACGGACCACAGUCAUUUACAGUUGAGCAGUGGGGCACCCCUGAGAAGCUGCCAAGAGCUCAUACGUGCUUUAAUCGCUUGGACUUGCCACCGUAUGAGUCAUUUGAAGAAUUAUGGGAUAAACUUCAGAUGGCCAUUGAGAACACUCAGGGUUUUGAUGGCGUUGAUUAGAUUACAAGUAACAAUCUAUGGUGUUUUACUGCCGCUUUUUUAUAAGCAAAAUCUUGACUUAAAAUUUUCCAGGGAACUACUAACCCUUGGCCAUUGAUGCUUCCCAGAUAUUGGAGAAAAUCAUGUCAAAGAAUUAGAAGAAAUAGUAUGACAACUUUUCCAUUAUUUCAUUCACUUAUAUAAGGUGUUGCUUUUACGCAGUUGUUUUGUUCUAUCUUGAGUUCACCCUCUAGUAUAUAAGUCCUGUGUGCCUGAAAUCAUGAGUUUUGUCCUUGACAUUUACCUCUUUUACAGUAUUUGCCAGGCAGUUUCUUAAACUACUGAAAUUAUAACUGUGAAAUAUUUGUGAUAAGUGUCAUGUGUGAAAAGUUUGAUGCUUUUUGAGAAGGAAACUGAAAUUGGGGAAAAAAACUUUAAUAUUGAGUACACUACAAUAUACUCAGUGCUGCCUGCAGCUAGUUAUUAUUUUGUAGACCUGCCUACUGCACGUUACUGCCCAGAUUUUUGAAAAAAAUCUUAGAAAGUAUGUUACCUAUAUUUUUAGUCAACUGAUUCACUUGCAAAAAGCUGUUUACGUCUUCAUUUUAAAAAGCAUUUGGCUUUUGUUAAUAUGCGGUUUUACUAAGCAAGGUGGUUCAUAAGACAUGAAGCAAAUUCAAAUUUGCGAAGGGUUAAAGGUAUUAACACCUCCCUCUUGCCUGUAUAUCCUUAUGGCUCAUUGGUAGAGUCAUCACUCUUUACUGUGUUAGUUUAGUUAAAAGAAUUCCUUCUUGAAACUAAAGCUUGACAAAGCAGUAUUCCUAAAUAAGCCUUGAAGAACUAAGUCAAAUAUAUAAUACUUGCCUUUACUAGUCAUUCUUUACACUUGCACAAUUAUGUAGUAAAUAUAUGUUUACAGGGUUUAUUAUGUUUACAGAUUAAGCUAAUCUCUGCAGUUGCAUUUUUAUAUUUUUAGUAUUUCACUUUAGUCAAAAAAACCAAAUAAUUUGUUAAAAAUAACCAAAGAAUAGUUAUAAUGCAUAAUUUGUAUUAAAUUACCAUAUUUCUUAUGCUUUUUUAAAAACCUGUUUACUAUGAAAAUGUUUUGCUAUAAAUCCAAAACUCUUUAGGCAAAAUGCUACAGAUAGACUCCGACUUUAACCAAACUGAAGUACAUAAAAAUCCUGUGCAUGCAUUCAGUGAAGGUUUACUGAAUGCCUGCGAUGUGCAUAGCUCUGUCUAGGCCCUGGGGUGAGAGUUGUCAGCUUCAAAGAAAUCUAGCUGAGUCCCCAUCCUCAAGGAACUUACAGAUGUGUAAAGGAAUUUUCAAACAAUCAAAAGUCGGGGUGAGGGCUUCCCUGGUGGCGCGGUGGUUGAGAGUCCGCCUGCCGAUGCAGGGGACACGGGUUCGUGCCCCGGUCCGGGAGGAUCGCACAUGCCGCGGAGCGGCUGGGCC
Molecule: messenger RNA, 5786 nt
Organism: Physeter macrocephalus (sperm whale)
Lineage: Eukaryota; Metazoa; Chordata; Mammalia; Artiodactyla; Physeteridae
Gene: NEDD4
Product: NEDD4 E3 ubiquitin protein ligase
Exons: 25
Coding region: 395-4351 (1318 amino acids)
Biological process (GO): receptor internalization; neuromuscular junction development; protein polyubiquitination
Cellular component (GO): cytoplasm
Molecular function (GO): ubiquitin protein ligase activity; protein binding; sodium channel inhibitor activity
Source: RefSeq, a predicted model, not a curated record